Messenger RNA from Fomitopsis serialis, 765 nucleotides. RefSeq lists its product as uncharacterized. The transcript is spliced from 2 exons. Lineage: Eukaryota; Fungi; Basidiomycota; Agaricomycetes; Polyporales; Fomitopsidaceae. The record is from RefSeq and is a predicted model, not a curated record. Bases 1 to 765 code for a protein of 254 amino acids.
AUGAAGCGCGACACGAGUGACUUCCGUAUCCGGCGUCGAUCAGUCGCGACACCAGAAGAGCUUGAAGGCUUCCAGGAAGGCCGCUGUUGUACAGCGAAGAAGUUCAAACUGGACUUGAACGGCACGGCGGCCAACAAAUGGAACAAGUCCGCAACAGAGGUAUUUACUGACAGUUUCCUGGAAUGCAAGCAAUACCAGUGGAAGCAGAGGUCAAAGAUAUCGGCGGCGUUUAGGUCCCACUUGCGGGGGCUAAUCAAGAAGUACAGGGAGCAACUAUCGAGACCGACCCCGGAAGCCAUCCUUGCGACGAAACUGCAGCACAGUCGCCAGCAGCGGAAGCAGAACAAAUUCCAACGGCGACUCGCCUCUUGUCUGGAUUACGAUCAAUUGCGCCCUCAUCAACACCUCAUCAGAAUCCUUGGUCCCAAUGGUAUGAGCUCGGACGAGCCUGACAGCACUCCAGGACAGUUCCGCGUUCUGCGUAAGCCGUGGAGACAGUCACAACUCACUCGAUUCUUGAGCGUCUUUGAUGCUGCACACGAGAGGAGUAGGGCUCCGCCAGGCCAGCCGGUGACGCGCGGUGCCUUGCCCGGUCGUCGCGUAGCAUCUGACUCAAUCGACGGUCAACGACCGGCCGUCAAAAGGCUGCCGAUCAAUGCUUACGACCCUCAUUGGUAUGGCCAGCUCUCAAGCAUUGAGAAAGAAGAGCUGCGUGUCGACUCUAGGCCGUACAACUUCAGCAUCGAGUCCAACUUCUUGCGGUAA